Ixodes scapularis (black-legged tick) is the source of this 906-nucleotide messenger RNA. RefSeq names its product juvenile hormone acid O-methyltransferase-like. The record is from RefSeq and is a predicted model, not a curated record. Lineage: Eukaryota; Metazoa; Arthropoda; Arachnida; Ixodida; Ixodidae. Gene Ontology annotation, molecular function: S-adenosylmethionine-dependent methyltransferase activity. Bases 1 to 906 code for a protein of 301 amino acids. The transcript has 3 exons.
AUGGCGAAGGCUGAACUAGUGGUACCGCCUGAGCUAACGGCACCCGACCCUAGUCGCGAGUGUGUUGUGACGACAGAUGUUUCGGAAUUUGCGUUUUGCGCGUGCCUAUCCCAAGAGAACAAAGUCCAUACAUCGACACGUUUCUGCUUCAAAACCGAAAUGUCCGAUCCGUCCAACGGUCCUCCAAUCGAAACGCUGAUCCCUUCAUCCAUCCCGGAGCUCUACGCCCGCAGCAACGCGUUUCAGCGGAACACGAACAUCACGUGCCUGGACUUUUUGCAGCAGACCUUCAGUCCCACGUCCGACGUAAACCAACAGUUCUUGGAUGUGGGAUGCGGAACGGGCGACUUCACCAGGCAGGAACUUCUGCCCCGCUGCCAGCCCUGUCGUCGCAUCGUCGCCACGGAAGUGGUCCAUGAGACUGCAGAGUACGCCAAGAAACACUCGGCCCAUCCGCAGAUCGUGUACGAGGAGCACGACAUCCGAGGCGAUGUGUCGGGGCUAGAGGCCAAGUACGGCAAGUUCGAUAGGGUCUACUCGCUCUUCGCCCUGCACUGGGUAGAGGACCAGGCUGCGACGCUUAGGAAUAUCGUGAGCCUCAUGAAGGACGAUGGCGACUGCGUGCUCGUGUUUGCGGCACGCACGACCCUUUGCAAGAUCUGGAAGAGGAUCGUACAGCUGGAUCGCUGGAGGGCGUACGACGAGUUAUCCAGACGCUUUAUUGCCAAGAGUCAGAGUAUGGAGGACCGCUCCACUCUCGUGUCCUACAUGCUGGAUACCCUAAAGAGCGCCAACUUGAAGCCACUCACUUGCGAGGUGAUGACCGCAGUUCAGAGCGUUGAGGAUUCGGACCUCGUGAUGGGUGAGUUGGCGAUGAUUCUCGUACCUGCAAAACCCAUCUGCUAA